AUGGCAGUUCUCGUCGAAAUUUCGAGACAGACCGUUGUCCGGGCAGAGACAGCGGUGUGGUCAAUGCUGGUUUUGAGGUCUGCUGCCUUUCACACCCUGAUCUACCAAACAUUGGCCUCCAUUGCAUCGUGGCUGAAGUCUACUGAAUCAACUCCUUGUUCAUCACAGACGCGACCGUCAACCAGUGCAAGUACUUCGUUUGUGCCAGACUUCCCUCUAGUUUUGGCUGAUAUUGAUCAGAUUGCUAUGGCUGCAAAAGACCUGUGUCUACCACUGCCAAAAGGGCAAAAUGAUUGGAAUUGGAAGUUUGAUGCUCCCUUUUGCAUUGCUGGAACGGGUUUUUCUGGGGACGCAACCAUAGUGGAAUAUGGAGAAGGAACAAACUUCAGGGGUUGCUCCUCAACAGUGCGUGUCUGGUCGAUCACAAGAAGUUGGGAAGUCGUGAUGAAUGGUAUCAAGCAUUCGCCCACCACACCACUGUGUGUGACCUCCAAAUUGCUAACGAAGGGACAUCUUCGGGCAAUUUAG
This is a messenger RNA of Durusdinium trenchii, 528 nucleotides long. The record is from the annotation of a GenBank genome assembly. Lineage: Eukaryota; Dinophyceae; Suessiales; Symbiodiniaceae.